GUGUAGAGGAAGACAAGCCCGCUGUCUUUCCACAUUCUGCGGCUUUUUCGGUCCGGUGUCGGUUGGGGGAAAGACCAGACCGAAAUCUUUCCUACGUUUGGAGUUCGCUGAGCUUUAACUCCGGGUGACCAGGCAUCUGCUGACAUGUUAACACAGAGCUUUAACUAAAGAUCUGCUGGCUCUGAUUCAUGACAGAACGCACCAGUCAUGGAGUUCAACAAAUUGGUGACCUUGUGGAUAUUUUGCUUGUGUCUCGUUGGAGAAAGUUGGACUGAAAAACCAAAUUCACCUACACUGGACAGUCAGCUUGUUGAAAAUGCGGUGUCAGAUUUUUGUCGCAUUGAUAAGCCGCUGUGCAAGGAUGACAAUGCAAUUCUCAGCUACGAGGCUAUCCGUAGUAUCCACAAGCAGAUGGAUGAUGACGCAAACGGCAAUGUAGACGUGGCAGAGACAGACGGCUUCCUGAGAGAAGAUCUAAACUACCAUGACCCCAAGGCCAAGCAUAACACCUUCCACGGGGAUGACCAGUUCAUCAGUGUGGAGGACUUGUGGAAGGCAUGGAAGAGCUCUGAAGUGUAUAAUUGGACAUUGGAUGAGGUGGUGGAAUGGCUCAUCACUUAUGUGGAACUGCCACAAUAUGUGGAUACCUUUCGCAAGAUGAAUUUCAAUGGAAGUGUCAUGCCAAGGCUCGCCGUAAAGAACACUUCUCUGACACUCUCUAUUCUGAAGAUUCUGGAUCGCAGCCAUGUGCAAAAGUUGCAGCUCAAAUCUUUGGACACUGUACUGUUUGGAGCUCCUCUGAUGAAUAGACAUAGCCACUUGAAGGACUUCAUGCUGGUAGUGUCAAUAGUCAUUGGCAUGGGUGGCUGCUGGUUUGCCUUCAUCCAGAACCGCUAUUCCAAGGACCACAUGAAGAAGAUGAUGAAAGACCUGGACGGCCUGCAGAGAGCUGAACAGAGUCUGCAUGACCUACAACAGAAGCUGCAGAUCGCCCAGGAGGAGCACCGUACAGUAGAAGUGGAAAAGGUGAACCUGGAGCAGAAGAUGAGGGAUGAGAUCCACGCAGCCAAGCAGGAGGCCCAACGUCUGAGGGAGCUGCGUGAGGGCACAGUGAAUGAACUGAGUCGCCAAAAGUACGCAGAGGAAGAGCUAGAUCAGGUGCGCAUGGCCUUGAAGAAAGCAGAGAAGGAGUUGGAGUCACGGAGUAGCUGGUCACCACCAGAGUCUCUCCAGAAGUGGCUGCAGCUCACCCAUGAGGUGGAAGUGCAGUACUACAACAUCAAGAAGCAAAAUGCUGAACGGCAGCUCCUGUUGGCCAAAGAAGGGGCAGAGAAGAUAAAGAAAAAGAGGAACACUCUCUUUGGAACGUUCCAUGUGGCUCAUAGCUCCUCUCUGGAUGAUGUGGACCACAAAAUACUGGCAGCGAAACAAGCCCUGGGCGAGGUGACUGCUGCUCUGCGGGAGAGGCUUCAUCGUUGGCAGCAGAUCGAGAUCCUGACAGGUUUUACCAUCGUCAACAACCCAGGCCUUCCUUCUCUGGCCUCAUCCCUCAACCUUGACGGCAGCCUCGCAGGCGGCAGAGCUACACCUCAGCACUUCAUCAUGUCUGACGACAUGGACGACAUGGACGAGGAUAUCAUGCCUGGAACUCUGCAAUCUCCCAGUAUGAUGUCUCUGCGCCAACGCCACAUUGAUGCCCAGCUCGCCAUGGGCUCCCAGAGGUUGGUAGAGAAUUGCCUGUUGGCGGGACAGCAGGGAGAGGGAGCCCUAUAUCCAUCCAGGUCUAGGGCUGCCCUCAUACAGUCCCGCAGCCAGUCGUUUGGGCAGCUGGAUUGUGUCCCUCUGCCUCCUCUUUCUUCGGCUGUGUCUCACCCCUCCAUCAUCUGUACCUCCAACCUAAAUCCUCAUUCCCAGUCCUCCUCUUCCUACUGUUUACCCAGCUCUGUGGGCGGUGUUGCAGCGCCUCAUUCCUCCCAUAUAUAUCAUGCUUCUUUCCAGCCCAUGGACUCCAUUCCUGAUUUCACAUUCUCAGAUGUCUCCAAAGCACACCCUUCGUGCUGCGACGGCUUCGGGGAACUAAACCGCUCUGACUCCGACUCCUCCCUGUCCCUCUCCCAAGUUGGUGAUCGGCUAUCUGCUUACAGCUCCAAAGGCCACCUUAUCAAGCCCGUCUCUCUCAUGCACGGUCUGUCCGGUCGUGCAGAUGACAUCGGCUCUCUUCAUGCUUACACACCCAACGGAGGAAACCGCAUUCAUGAGGUCAGUCCUGUAGAGCCUGUCCAUGACAGCCCCAUACUCAUGAAGAAGAUGUACGGCAUGGAGCAGACUCCCAGCCUGGGAGAGAUCAACAGUCUGUCUGAGUCAUCCCGCUCCCUCAGCCCCAACUCCACUGAACCUGACACGCCAUCACCUACAGGAGGGCAACCGGGGGCCGUGGGGGCGAAGGUCAACAGCCGCAUCCCGCAGCUGUCCUCCAAGAAGAGCCCACUGGAGGAGGACAGUGGCUCUACGGGAGAAGACACAGAUUCCACUGCCAGCCGCAAGAAACACACCUUCAAGAUCUUCAAGAAACAGAGGAAAUAAGGGCUACAUGAACUACAGGGCUAACAAAGCUGUUUGACUGUAUUCCUCUGGUCUGUUUUUGAAAAAAGGUUUCAAAGUUUUAUGGGUUUAUUAAUGGUCAAAUGAUGGCACAAUUUGUUGCCGGUGCAUCUUUUUGUAGGUACGGCACCUACUCAAAGAAACUGUGGGAGCAACCAGCUGUUCAGUUUUAUCUGCUUAUUCGGUCAAUGUGGAAUAUGUGGGGAAUGGGUAAGUUUGUAUAUUGGAAUGUAAAGUAUUAUUUAUUCUGCAGGAAGUUGUGCUGGUCUCAAAGGCAAAUGUGUCUCCCAAGUUGGUUUUUCUUUCUUGUUCUACAAUCUAUAACAUUUUGCAUGUCUUCACUUUUGUUUGACUGAUACUUGAAUGCUCUUAGUGUUUGCUUGGUUAUGUCGUUAACCUGCUUAGACAACACUUGAUGUUUCUUUUAUUACUACCUACUCACCUAGCCUACAAAUUCAAAGUGAAUACGCACUCUUUUUUUACUUUGUUUUUCUUCAUGGUUGCACUUUGUUCUGUCUCUUGUCUUGGCAGAGAAAAUGACAACCAGGAGAUCCUCGGACAGAGUAUAGAAGUUGAACGCUCGGACUGGUAUAUUAGUGACGCUACACAUUUGACAGCCAAGUGAAAUUUGAGUGCACAGCAAUAGUAGCUACAAAGUGGGAUUUAGAAAGAAUAUAGAUUAAAAAGGCUUAAUAAUAAUUUUCACCCUUAGAUAUCAUCCGAGAGCACCUGGAUGACUUCACGUUGUAUAGAAAAGAUGUAAAUCUCCCUAUAAUAAGUUACAAAAGGACCAUCAAAUUGCAGAUUUAGACCUUUUUGCUUUAUUUUUUAGUAUUUAGGUGUUGAGCGUGUGUGAGAGAGAGAGAUGUGCUUGGCUUAAAUUUCCAGCUUUUAAACAAUGCCAACAUGUUUAACCACUGAUUAAUAUUUGGUUUGAACGCGUAUCCUUACCGGAGCAGGAAGUGAUGGAUCAAUUGUUUGAAUUUCCUGCCUAAAAUGUCCAGCUUGGAUUAUUAUUAUUAUUAUUAUUAUUAUUAUUAUUAUUAUUAUUAUUAUUAUUAUUAUUAGUAUUAGGCAGACGUCUUACCAAAAAUAAAAUUACCAAUGAGACUACGUGAGGAUUAACUUUUAUCUGACUUUGUAUGGAAUUUGAAAAGUAGGAUACAAGUUUUGAGAGUGUACAGUAUAUACCAUCACAAACAACAUAUUUAUCAAAGAUUUUAACGCAAAGAAAAUCGAAGCACAUUUUUUUUUUAUUCAACUAUUUAAAAAAAAAAAUUGUCUUUGUGAAGAUGUGGUGUGAGUUUAACUUUGAUUUUGGCUACUGCUGUCCUCUGUGUUACUGUUUUUUCUUUUAGUGACUAUUUAGGCGGACAAUGAAAACUUCACAGCAGUUUUUGGGUGUAAGAUUGGUGCUGGUAAGGGCUAUAGUUUCAUGGCAAAAAUAAAUGUUCAAAGUUGUAAACUAUUUGUAAUCCACCUUUAUUAAAGAUUUAGCUCAACAAGUCUCAUCAAAGGGCCAAAUCACUAUUUCUGUCAGAGGCCUUUGUUUAUGUACUGUGGUUGGCCCUGUGAGCCCCUUUUACACUAAACACACCACCACAUGAGAUAAAUAGAUAUUAACAGUCUGUAAUGUAUAUCCUGAGUUUAAAAGCUGAAUGUCCAAGGGUAUUGUUUCUGUAACAGUAUCGGUACAAUAUGUUUACAUUUGUUCCAGCUAAUUACUACUCUCAGAAUACCACAACAAAGAACAUUGUGCCCGUUUUAAUAUUGACUGCUUCAUAUGAGCACAGAACUAUGCAUCAGUAGUUGUAGGUCAUUACUAAAGUAGAAAGGGCGCCAGUACACUUAGGGUGUUCCUGACCAAUGAACAACCAAAAAGUGCUGCAAAAGACAGUCUGCUCCCCCAGCCUCAUAAUGUAACAGGUGGUUUGGAUGUACAAGACUUGUUUUAAUACUUUUAUUUUAGAAACCAGCUAAAAAAAAACAAUACAAUUUCCUACUGGUACUUUUUUUAAAGUGUCAUUUGUACCUCUUUUGCACGACAGAGCUGUAAAUGUUUUAUGGCAUCUCUGUGUGUGUGUCUGUCCGUCUGCUCCCAGUAUAAUGCACUGUAAUGUUGAUGCAUGUCAACUGCUAUAACUAAACCUAUAUUGGGUUAAAAGAGUUAAUCAGCUUAAGCUCUUUACUCACCACCCUACUUUUUCCUUUCUUUCUCUUCAUUUUGAGCUUCUAUUUAUGUAUACACAGUAUAUUUGUACAGAGAAAAUGAUAAUUUUGCAUCUUCUGUGAUGGUCUAGACUUUUAUGGCACUCCUGCAUGAUGGCAAUAAACUAUUUUGAAUGAAAAAA
This is a messenger RNA of Cottoperca gobio, 4952 nucleotides long. RefSeq names its product stromal interaction molecule 1a (gene stim1a). NCBI's taxonomy places the organism in Eukaryota, Metazoa, Chordata, Actinopteri, Perciformes, Bovichtidae. The coding region runs from base 208 to 2583 and encodes 791 amino acids. Gene Ontology annotation, molecular function: calcium channel regulator activity; protein binding; calcium ion binding. Gene Ontology annotation, cellular component: endoplasmic reticulum; plasma membrane. Gene Ontology annotation, biological process: activation of store-operated calcium channel activity; store-operated calcium entry; intracellular calcium ion homeostasis. The record is from RefSeq and is a predicted model, not a curated record. The transcript is spliced from 13 exons.